Perkinsus marinus ATCC 50983 is the source of this 1265-nucleotide messenger RNA. RefSeq names its product splicing factor, putative. Bases 23 to 1117 code for a protein of 364 amino acids. Gene Ontology annotation, cellular component: nucleus. Gene Ontology annotation, molecular function: RNA binding. The record is from RefSeq and is a predicted model, not a curated record. NCBI's taxonomy places the organism in Eukaryota, Perkinsozoa, Perkinsida, Perkinsidae. The transcript has 8 exons. Gene Ontology annotation, biological process: mRNA processing.
GACUAUUGAUUACUAGUGAGUAAUGGAUGAUCUCGACUUUGAGCAAGUAGAGCAGCUUAUGGAGCAACAACAGGGGAGGGUUGAUGAUGGAUAUUAUCAUAAUAAUGAGGUUCCUACUAUUCCUCGUCGGUCAUCAACACAACGUUAUGAUGGUAAUUAUAAUAAUACAUCACCUAAUAGUAGAAGAAGAAUGCCUCUAGAACAGGUGGAAGGUGAAAGACAACAUUAUCAUCAUCGUAGUGAUUCAAGAAGAAGAGGACCAUCAUCAUCAACAAGAGAGGAGGAUCGCAGAGGUUCUAAUAGAGAUUAUCAUCAUAGAUCUAGAUCCUAUCGACGUGAAGAUCAACAUCAUCAUCAUCAUGGUGGUGGUGGUGGUGGCCAAGAAGAAGAAGAAGAACAUCGUAGUGGUGGUGGUGGUGGUCAGCAUCGUGGUGGUAUUGGUGAUGAGAGAGUACGUAUGGUCCAACAAGCUCAUAGAGAUGAUUGUACUGUUAUGGUUAUGGGUAUACACCCUAAAUGUACUGAAAAAGAGGUAUAUGUAUUUAUGAGCCAGAAUGCUGGUAAAGUACGGGAUGUACAAGUUAUAAGAGAUCCACGUACUAAUAGAUCUAAAGGUGUAGCAUAUGUUGAAUUCUAUACACCUGAUUCAAUAUUAAAAGCAUUAGCUUGUAAUGGACAAGCAUUAAUGGGACAUCCUAUACGCAUUCAAGCCUCUCAAGCUGAAAAGAAUCGUGCAGCCGAAGCAGCUAGAGUAGUACAGAAUCAACAACAAGAUCUACCUAUGAGAGUAUAUGUUGGAGGUCUUACAGGAGUACUUAUACAUUUACAAGAAUCAGAAAUACGUAAAUUAUUCGCUCCAUUUGGUGAUAUACAAUGUAUUGAGAUAGCUAAAUCACCAUAUACUGGUAGACCUAGAGGAUUUGCCUUUGUUAUAUACUCUAGAGCAUGUGAUGCUAGAGUAGCAAUAGCAGCUAUGCAUAAAUAUCGUAUUGCUGAUACUACAUUAGAAGUUGGAUAUCUAGCCUCAGCAGUUAAUACCGCAUUAUUAUCACAAAUGGAUAAUACCACUCCUGAUGGAAGUAGUAUGGUAUCACAUGGGGUAGUACCAAUGUAUUGACAAUAUACACUACUACUACUAAUGACUUCUAUACUAGCAUUAUUAUUAUUAUUACUACUACUAGAACGUUAAUGGAUGUUGUUGUAUAUGGCUGCUGCUGCUGCUGCUGCUUACAACUCCUGCUGGUGGAUUAUUGGCCUUCUCCUUC